Diceros bicornis minor is the source of this 4348-nucleotide messenger RNA. RefSeq names its product zinc finger CCCH-type containing 10 (gene ZC3H10). Bases 1153 to 2460 code for a protein of 435 amino acids. The transcript is spliced from 5 exons. Lineage: Eukaryota; Metazoa; Chordata; Mammalia; Perissodactyla; Rhinocerotidae. The record is from RefSeq and is a predicted model, not a curated record. Gene Ontology annotation, molecular function: metal ion binding.
AGUCGCUGGCAGUGAGCUGAGACUGUAGGAGUUGGCAGUUACCGGGGAGACCCGGGAAAGGGAAGUCCGCCAUGGUUCCCAAACUGCAGGGUUCUCAGGGGUGCCCAAGACCCAGUGGGAGAGGAAGGAUAGUUUGGGGAGAAGCAGAGGAGGUGAUGGUGGAGGAAGAAGCGAAUGCGCAGGCUGAAGCGCAAAAGAAGAAAGAUGAGACAGAGGUCCAAGUAAACCGCUAGCUUGUGCACCCAUGGACGCCACAAGAGCAGAAAUAAGGAAAGCCAGAGGCCGGGGACGCUGGUACAACUUGUUGGACUGCAUGCCUACUGUCUAGAACUUGUCACAGUGGAUCUAGAACAUCCAUCGCCACCUGAUCGCCGGGACCACCUUUAAGAGACCCACCUUGCUCAUACCAAAACAGUCCCUUUUGGUCCUUUGCCCUGGGCCUGUGACGUUCUGGACUAGUUCUGUUCUGACUUGUGGCUGAAUGUAACACGUGUACAAUAAAUCAUCUCUUUUGCUGUCCUAGCUGAAGAAAAAGUCUUGUCUAUUCUGUGGCUUUUAUGGUUCCGUUGGCUGGGGAUUCUGUAUCGAUGCAGUCGGCCCUGUGCUGUAGAGAGCAGCAAGCAAACUACAUGGGCUAAACCCGGGGGCGUGGGCCCCGCCCCUCGGGGCUGGUGGAGUAUUGGGUGGGAAAGGGUGUAGUACACCCCAGGGGACGGGUUUCAAGGUGGUCGCGGGCAAUUUAGGGGCAAACGGUGGUUUGCGCCGCCUGGUCCAUCGUCUAGCCUUACAUUACUAAGUCAAGUCUUUGGGUCCUACUGUGCUGUUGGGUCGGGUUGCCAUGGUGACACGCAAAGCUUGCUGGGAGCUUCCUACAGCUAGGCGCGCAAGUACUUCACACACCGUAGAGUAUAGUUCCGGGUCUGGUGGCUAGAGCGACACUUCCGCAGGAAGCGGAAGGGCGAUUGGGUAGGCGGCUCUUUGUCGAAGCUACAGGACCGGCAGGCGGCAGCAGCAACUACGGCGGCGGCGGCAGAACCCAGCAGUGAUGUGGAGGUGGAGACCCACAGGAGCCCCGGACUUCACCUGAGCUACCUCAGUGGUCACCAAGGGUGGCAAGAAAAGGAAGAAAGCCCUGAGUUGGAGGGGACCAGGAUGCCUGAUCGGGACAGCUAUGCCAACGGCACUGGGAGCAGCAGUGGAGGCCCUGGAGGUGGUGGCACCGAGGAAGCCAGUGGGACAGGGGCAGGCAGUGGUGGGGCCAGCUCAGAUGCCAUCUGCAGAGACUUCCUGAGGAAUGUAUGCAAGCGAGGCAAGCGUUGCCGCUAUCGCCAUCCAGAUAUGAGUGAGGUAUCCAACUUGGGAGUGAGCAAAAAUGAGUUCAUCUUCUGCCAUGACUUCCAGAACAAGGAGUGUAGUCGCCCAAACUGCCGAUUCAUCCAUGGCUCCAAGGAGGAUGAGGAUGGCUAUAAGAAGACGGGAGAGCUUCCCCCUCGGCUGAGGCAGAAAGUGGCAGCUGGCCUGGGCCUUUCACCAGCUGACCUACCAAAUGGCAAGGAGGAGGUCCCUAUCUGCCGUGACUUUCUCAAGGGUGACUGUCAGAGAGGAGCCAAGUGCAAGUUCCGUCACCUGCAGCGGGAUUUUGAGUUUGAUGCUCGGGGUGGAGGAGGAACUGGUGGGGGGGGAUCAACAGGCCCAGUCCCCCCAGGACGACGUCAUGAUCUCUAUGAUAUCUACGACCUCCCUGACAGGGGCUUUGAGGACCAUGAACCAGGCCCCAAGCGCCGGCGAGGUGGAUGCUGCCCCCCAGAUGGCCCCCAUUUUGAAUCAUAUGAAUAUAGCCUGGCUCCACCCCGAGGGGUGGAGUGCAGACUACUAGAGGAGGAGAACGCCAUGCUCAGGAAGCGGGUAGAGGAGCUCAAGAAGCAGGUUAGCAACCUCCUGGCCACCAAUGAGGUACUGCUGGAACAAAACGCUCAGUUCCGCAAUCAGGCCAAGGUCAUGACCCUGAGCUCCACUGCACCAGCGACUGAGCAGACUCUGGCCCCCACCGUGGGCACUGUCGCCACUUUUAACCAUGGCAUUGCCCAGACUCACACUACUCUCAGCAGCCAGGCUCUACAGCCUCGACCCGUGUCCCAGCAAGAACUGGUGGCCCCUGCUGGAGCUCCAGCUGCUCCCCCAACUAAUGCUGCACCUCCUGCUGCUCCACCACCCCCACCCCCACACUUGAACCCAGAGAUCACACCACUGUCAGCUGCUCUGGCUCAAACAAUUGCCCAGGGAAUGGCACCCCCACCUGUCUCCAUGGCUCCUGUGGCUGUAUCUGUGGCUCCUGUGGCCCCUGUGGCUGUAUCGAUGGCCCAACCUUUGGCAGGAAUCACAAUGAGCCACACCACCACUCCCAUGGUGACUUACCCCAUCGCUUCCCAGAGCAUGCGUAUCACAGCCAUGCCACACUGAUGGGCCUAAUGGACACUACCCUGGAAUAGCCUCCCAGGGCUGGGCUUGAGGGGCCCUUACUCACCCACUCGCCUAGCCCUCCCAGGCCCUGUCUGAAGGGCUCACUCAAGAACUAGGACAAGAGACUACAAGGAGUUUGCUUCUGAGAAAGGGUUGGGCUGGUGUGUUGUGUCUCACCUCCCCUGUAUGAGGGUCCUCUUGUCCAUCUUCCUUCAAGCCUCACAGAGGGGGCUUGCAUGGGAGUACAGACUGAAGCCAGCAGAGAGCAAGGACUGACUAAAGGGCUGUAUGUCUGCUGAUGGGAAGUUGGGGACAUCCCUGGUAUUGUCCUCUCUUCUGCACAGCACAGGUUCCAGCACUGGCUUUGGAAGAAAAAAAUACCCUGCCCAGAGGGAAAGUCAGGAAAGAUUGGGAAGUGGGUGGCCAGGAGGGAAGGCCUAACAGGAGCCUUCAGACAAUUUGGGGCCUAGUUGAGUUGGACAAUAUAGGAACUGCUCCCAGGCCCGUGGGAAGGCGGGGACCAUAGUACUCCAGCCCAAAGAAUAGGGGAGCGUUCAUUACCUUGACUUUGCCUGGAAAUCUAUAGGGCAGGGCCCACCACCUUCCAAAGAAAUAAAAAAACAAUUAUUUUUAACAAAUGGAGGCAGUGAAAACUUGCUUAGGUAUUCUGUGUGAAUAUGGGAGCAGUAAAUAGAUCUCAUGCCAAAAUGGGAUAAAGACCCCACCCUCACAUAGCUUGGGUAAGGUUGGAGGGAAGCCAGUGAAGAAGGGUAGGGACCCAGAACAAGACCAAAUGGGGCUUUGGGGAAGGCACUUUGUGGGGUAAAAGCAUUGGAGCCACCCAGUCUAGUUUAAAAAUAGUCCCAUCUGUUCUGGUUUCUAUGUGCAUGUACUAUUCCCAGGUUGCCUUAGUAACCAGGGCUCCUAGGGUCAUUUAGGGGGGCAGGUACUAAGGAGGGUAGAGGUUCUGGGAAAUGGGAAUGAGAUAUGUAUUGACAGAUCCUUCUCCUAUUCAAACAGAGCAGGGCAGUUGGUGAUUGUUCUCUGAGUUGUUGAUGGGGGUUAAUGUCCCUCCUGCCCCAUCCGUUCCUCAGUAACCAAUGCCUUAAGCCUUCAAGGCUUGGGAGGUGCUGGGAAAAGGAGAGUUCUUCUGGGGACACAAGCCUCAGAGUUCAUCCCUUUCUUCCCUCUGCCUCCACGUAGGACCACAGAAGUUUUAAAUCUGGUUAAGAGUCAGUAAGGCCUAGGGCCCCAAUAGCCAAACCUCAGUUCCUCCUCAGCUCAUGGCUGAUGUAGGGGAAACAACUCAGGUGUCUAGUCUAAUGGGACAGUGGAUUUGGGGGUAGAGAAAGUGAUCCUGGGUUAUUCUCCCCCCAUCAUGUUUCCUGCUACCUCUUGCUCUCGUCUGGUUGAUCACUCAGGUUACACCUGGGGUUGGAGAUGGGCUGGCUAGGUCAAGGCUGGUCAUUAAAAAAAAAAAGAAUGGGCCUAAAGACUAAAAAUGGGCAAAUACUGAAGUAUUGUUUGUGGAUUUUAGAAACCACACAUUGAUAAGCUUAAUGUUGGUUUUCUGGCACAAUUUUGCAUUAUUAAAGAGAUGGUUUAUGAGCAUUUAGAGACAAAUGUGAUCAUAGAUACCAACAUGAACUCAUCCCAGCCAAAUGCUGACUGACUUUAUUUUCUCUUUGCCAAGUAUCUCUGAAGAGGUAGAUCUGGGAAACUGCAGACAUUGUGUGUCCUUUAUUAAGGUAUUCCAGCUAAAGACCACCAGGAAUAGACCUGUAGUUGAACAAGUUGUGUUUAUUGCUCCUUGCAGUGGUGGAGAGAGCAUGCCCUGGGGAACCGUGGUAUUUCAGCAAGAGGCUGUUAGAAAGAACUUGUAGGACUU